Messenger RNA from Sitophilus oryzae (rice weevil), 1719 nucleotides. RefSeq names its product equilibrative nucleoside transporter 3-like. Gene Ontology annotation, molecular function: nucleoside transmembrane transporter activity. Gene Ontology annotation, cellular component: plasma membrane. Bases 327 to 1649 code for a protein of 440 amino acids. Gene Ontology annotation, biological process: nucleoside transmembrane transport. Lineage: Eukaryota; Metazoa; Arthropoda; Insecta; Coleoptera; Curculionidae. The transcript has 9 exons. The record is from RefSeq and is a predicted model, not a curated record.
GAUCGUUUUAUACAUAAUUUUGAAAGCGAAACCGUUGCAAAACAAUAUUAGUUGACGAUUCUAAUGAACUGUAUUAUUUCUCUUAUUUGUUUUACAUAUUUUUACAUUUAUCUAAUCAAUAUAAGUACAGAUAGAUGUUGAUUACUAGAUGGUUCAGGCAUUUUGGUAAAACUGGCAUUGAUUUUUUCGUUACUACUUAAUAAAGGAUUUGCUCUAUAUAUAUAUAUAUAAUUAUUCCGAAAAAUAUCACAGAUCUCUUUUGUUUUAUAAUUAAGUGUGAUAAGUAUGCGUUAAGAAACGUUGUGUAUUUUUUGUGAUAUUUAAAAAUGCAGGAAGCGGAAAAGGUUGAACUUCAAACUGUUUCAGAAAUAGUAUAUAAAGCCAGAAAUUCUAUAGACAAAUUACCUCCCAAGGCAGUUCCUAAGGACAAAUUCUUACUAUGUUACGUUGUAUUUUUUCUCAUGGGUAUAUCACAUUUUCUACCUUCAUCGUUCUUAUCAGCCGCUAAUAAUUUUUGGUUGUAUAAAUUUCGAAAUACCUCUGAUCCCACCUACUCGCCAGAGAACAGAACCGUACUCCAAGCGUACUUCGCUUCUUCGCAAACUGUGGCCAAUACUAUACCAGCCAUCACUUUUGGUUUGUGGAACGUGUUGUACGGCUACCGGUUCAGGAUAGUACCUAGAGUGUUGAUCUCCUUGACGGUGGUAGCGGUGAUUUUCUACUGUCUUACGGCCUUUAUCAAGAUCGAUACCGACAAUUUUCAGGUUAUAUUCUUUGCAAUUGCUUUAACAUGCUCUGGAAUAAUGAUAGGAUUCAAUGCCGUCAGUUUGUUGACUUCCACCAACUUGUACCCCAGAUUUCCGCACAGGUACAUGAAAAUCUGCCUGCUCGGCGAAGGCGCCAGUGCCAUCAUCGUAGAUCUGUUAAAUAUUAUCUCAGUCGGAAUUUUCGGGAACGACCUGUCCGACGCCACCUUGAUGUACUUCAUUUUGGGUAGUUUCAUAAUCACGGCCACUGCCAUAGCCUUCGCCUACGCUUCAAAGACUGAAUUCUUUAGGUACUGUUUAGACACGUUACCGGAGAAGAAAAGUGAAAACAGACAUAUAUCCAGGCAGACUAUAAAAAGCAUUUUCAUGAAAAUUUGGGAAAGUAUAUUUUUAUUUUUUGUCUUCGGGUUAGGAACGGCAGCCACCCACACUUCCGUUACUUCGUUGGUGGUUUCUGAGGAUAACAACGUUACGGUUUGGAGUAAUAACUUCUUUAGCCCAGUAAUUACUUUUCUUUUAUCCGAUAUUUGGUUAUUACUUGGUAGAGCGACGUCAUCAUAUUUCCCUUGGAAAAUGCCAGAAAGAGUAUUAUGCGUCGUGUCACUUAUUUUAACGUUGAUAUUAGUGCCCUCUAUAUGGCUGUGCAAUGCCCAGCCAAGAAGCCAUCUACCGGUAGUGUUCACACACGAUUGGCAGUAUUCUCUUAUUUUAGGAAUGUUUACUUUUAUGAGUGGAUAUUUAUUGAACGCCGCUGUUCUAUAUAUUCGGGAGAAAACAUCUAACGAAGAAGGAGAAGUAGCUUUUAACGUAUUUACCCUAUUCAUGGGUGUAGCGCAAGUGAUGGCAUCUCCUAUUGGCAUAUUUGUUGUGAACAUUUUGUAAAUAAAUUAUUAUAUUUUUGUAUAUAUAAAUUGUACAUAAGAUUUGGAUUUAUACACUUGUUUUUGUAUAU